AUGUUAAAAGUAUUUAUAUUGUCUGCACUCAUAGCCUAUUGUAAGGCUGGCGGCGGAGGAGGUUAUGGAGGUAGCAGUGGUGGUGGAGGUUAUGGCGGCGGUGGACGCGGUGGUGGUGGAGGUGGUUAUGGAGGAGGCGGAGGAGGACAUGGAGGCGGCGGUUUCGGUGGCGGCGGAGGAUUUGGAGGCGGUGGUGGAGGAGGAGGUGGCGGCGGCGGUGUAGUCCAAGCGGCCAUCAUUUCGCGUCAUAGCAUCGAUUUCAGGGAUGUUCCGUCAUCGGGAUCCGUGAACCCGACAACCAUUGAAGUCGGAUCAUCGGCCGUACCCCUGAACAUACUGUUCCGAUCGUCGUCGUCGAACAUCAACGUACAACAGGCUCACGAAGGAGGCGGCGGCGGUACUCAACAGAGUCAGUCGGAGGAUGAACCCCAUCGACUCAUACACGAAGUAUCCAAACCGAUCAUCCAAGAGGUUCGGGAAGUGAUUACACCGUACAGACGUAUUGUCCAGGAGAUCAAUCCCGUCCAGGAAGACAUCCAGACUAUUGUCGCCCGAGGAACGGGUGGCGGUGUUGGUGUCGGAGGCGGCGGCGGUGGCGGCGGAGGAUUUGGUGGCGGUUUUGGAGGCGGUUUCGGUGGCGGCAAAGGUGGCGGCGGAGGCGGUUAUGGCGGCAGUAGUGGCGGAAAAAUUAUGGGCGGAGGCGGCGGCGGCUAUGGAGGCGGCGGUGGCGGCGGUGGACGAAAAGCCUACUAA
Messenger RNA from Oppia nitens, 753 nucleotides. RefSeq names its product probable H/ACA ribonucleoprotein complex subunit 1. The transcript is spliced from 2 exons. Bases 1 to 753 code for a protein of 250 amino acids. NCBI's taxonomy places the organism in Eukaryota, Metazoa, Arthropoda, Arachnida, Sarcoptiformes, Oppiidae. The record is from RefSeq and is a predicted model, not a curated record.